Molecule: messenger RNA, 966 nt
Organism: Zygotorulaspora mrakii
Lineage: Eukaryota; Fungi; Ascomycota; Saccharomycetes; Saccharomycetales; Saccharomycetaceae
Gene: PCD1
Product: 8-oxo-dGTP diphosphatase
Exons: 1
Coding region: 1-966 (321 amino acids)
Biological process (GO): coenzyme A catabolic process
Molecular function (GO): acetyl-CoA hydrolase activity; coenzyme A diphosphatase activity
Source: RefSeq, a predicted model, not a curated record
AUGCUUAGGACAAAUGAGCUCUUAAACAACAUACGUGAAUUUAAAUACUCCUCAUUGUUGCCAUUGUCGUUAUCAUGGCCUUCAAAAAGACGAUCAGCUGUAUUAGUAUUACUCUUUAUCGGACAUAGGGGAGAACUUCGAGUCCUGCUGACAAAACGAUCAAGAGCGCUGCGAGCGUUUUCUGGUCAUGUAUCGUUACCUGGUGGUAAAGCGGAUAAUGAUUUGGAAACUUUCGAGCAAGUUGCAAGACGUGAAGCUGAAGAAGAGAUCGGUUUACCGCAGGGAUCUAAAGAAUUACAUGAAAAGUUUGGAAUGCAAAUUGAGAAUAUUUGUAAUGAGAUUCCCUGCUAUUUGUCAAGAACUUUCCUUAGUGUGAAACCUGUGGUUUAUUUCCUACAUAAUGAAACUAAUCCCAUGGAAUCGCUGAAUGCAUCAAAAUUUUUUGGUAAGCUGAAUCCAGGAGAAACGUCAUCAAUUUUUUCUGUACCACUGAGUGAUAUGGUCUAUCAUUUGUUUCAGAAUAGGUCGGGGUCUGAUUACAAGCCGGAAUAUACAAAUCAUAGUGAGAUUUCUGUCAAGUGGGGCGGACUCAAGUGGCCAAUACGACAUUAUUUGUAUCCAAGGGAAAACAUCAACGACGUUGCUUGGCUAAACGAGAUUGCGGACGGGAGCUCAGGUAGUGAUUCAUCAGAAGUGACGGCUUCUCGUGAUCUAUGGGGAUUAACUGCAAAGAUACUAUAUGAUUUAUCAUUGAUUGCCAAUAAACUAAUUCAAUCAGACAAUUCAACGCAAUUGAUCGGUCACGAAGAUCUGAUAUACGGGUUGAAAGAAUUUGGUGGUCAGUUAAAAACAUCAAGAAGUGAUUGGGAAAUCAAUAUGAUUGGCGGCGCGAGAGGCUAUCGAUAUGAUAACGUAAUACCAAAAUAUUACAUGGAUAAAUUACAAAAAAUUUCCACAAAAUACUAA